CCGGCCCCGCGCGUGGAGGGCCCGGGGGUGGGGGGCUCUGCUUCUCGAGCUGGGGAUGGGCCCACGGCCUCCUUCAGCUGUAGGCCUGGUGCUGGGUCCCCUGGCUCAGGUAGCACCCGUGGGUCUUCAUGCACAGACAGUGUCCUAUGGCGCUACGGCCUUGGGGGGAUUUGGACCCAGCCCCUCAUGCCCCCCAGCACCAUUGCAGCUGUGCUGUGAUAAAGGAGCUCCUAUAGCUCUGUGCUGGAGUUAGUCCCAUUGAUCCCGGGGUCCUUCAUGGCUGUGGAGUUGCCUCAUGGCUGCGAUCUUUCCGCUGGGUUGCCUGCUUUAAUGAUUGGGCUGUGUUAAACAGCACAGCUAGCCAGCUUCUCUGGUGCUGUGUUUUAGAGAGUUGGCUCUCCACUUGUGUCAUUCCUUGGCGAGAUGGGAAAGCCUGGGCUCGGGCUGGGAGCAGCAAUCUCCGUGACCCCUCAUACAGAGGGAGCUGCGGUCUAGGACUGGUGGGUAUGUGAGGAACCUGUAAUACAUAGGAGCUGCUUCAGGCUAUAAAUGCUAAUGAAGUGCAGAAGGGAGAAUUAAGUGCUGAGGCCCCUCAAGGCUUUAUUUCCCCUUUCGUGACCCAUUUGGUUUCCCGUGCAGUUGCUUAAAAUGUUGAUCAAUUAAAAAGGAACGUUUUGUUAGCUCGUGGUAUUGCAGGGUUAUUGGCUUCUCUAUGCCUUGUUCUGACCAUCACAUAGUGCUGUGCGGGCCCAUGCAGCCUGGGGUUGUCCGUGUGCGAACACCCAGUUCUUUGAUUUGCAAAAUGCAUGAAAUAAGGGACUGGGCAGUUCUGCAGUAUUGAUAGAAACUGAUGGCAGUAUGUCUCGUGGGUAGUUCUGUGUGUUACUGUGCAUCCUGAGAGAUGCUCAGGAGCAAACGAACAGGGGAUUUGCCCUGCAGUGUCUGAUAAUUAGAUGAGCAUUUGUCUUUGGAAGAAUGGUUAAAAUGAAGCAAAACUCUUUCCUAUAAAUAUUUUGCUUUCUGAAUGUAUUUUCUCAUGUAAUCUCUUUGACUUCUUGUAUCUUUCUGCUUGGGGAUUUAUUUUCCUGAAUGCAUCAGAACGUUUUGGAGAGAAAUGUUGCUUUUAAGCAGACACUUCAUGCACUGCAAAAAUUCUCAAGUCUCUUGUUUCUGGGCAACAUCCAGCUUCAGUCAGUCCUUCCAUGAAACUGAGACACUUGGGGUUUUGCUAGUGGUGAAAAAGCUCUGGGGGUAGUUUUCCUUGUCUGUGUGACUCUGAUGGUUUCUGGUUGUUGGGGGAGUUCCUGCAGCUGUUGCUAAGGGCUGCUGCCCUGGCUGUGGCUGCAGCCAUACGAAGAAUUGCCUCGCAGAGUGCAGAGCAGUUUAUAAGGAGAAUGUUUGUCCCAGAGCUGACCUGGCUGGGCAGUGUGUUUGGAGGGCUCUGGUUGGGUGGGAAAGUGCCUGCUGGAAUGUCCCUGUUUCCCAGCAGCUCAUGGUGCUAUUACCAGGGAUACUUCUUCCCCUGUCCCUUGAGAAGUGCUUUGGCAGCAGUCUUUUGUCAAUGAAAUUUUUUAAGUUGCAAAGAAACCAUAAAUCUUGUUUUCAUAGGUAUGUUUCAAAUAGUUUAGAGGGAAUGAAACGCUCUGAGGCUUAUGCUUACCACAUUGCAAUAGCUUCAAGAGCACCUCCUGAAAGAUCUCUUAGACAUUUCCCUACAGAUAUUUCUAGCCAAUGCGCAAUUCAUCUGCAUGGACUCUUCUUAAGUAACAUCCACAGAGAGCGCUAGUUCAAAGAUUUGAUGUAAAGGGGGUGGGCUGGUUCCCGCUGCCAUCCUGUCCUGCCCUGCUAAUUCAUGGGCUCUCUGUCUUGGCUCCUUGCUGCAGGUUGUUAGCAUCCCACGCAUGUCAUCUGGCUUCUGCCUUGCCCUGCACCUGGCACUGAGGUCGUGCUGCUGUCCAAGGUCCUGCAUAUCCUGAGUCCUUCUGGUGUGGGGGUCUUUAUUGCUGCGCUCCUGGAGAUGCAGACCUGUCAGCAUGGCAGAGCUUUUCCCAAUCCUUCAGGUUUUUCAAGAAUUGCUGCAAAAUGAGCACUCAUUGAGAAGAUCUGUUUUUGACAGAGCAAAAGGUUGAAUUUGUUACAGGAAGUAUUAAAAUAGUUGUGUUAGAGUUGCAGACUUGUUUGCUUGGUUCUUUCUUGCUUAGCUGAGGGUGAAAAUCACUUCGCGAUGCAGAGAGGUUGAUGUUUGAUGUCCGUCUUAAGAUGGAGCAGGAAGGCUUGGGCUUCCUGUUGGAACAAGGGCGGUUCACAGACACUUUGUAGUCUUAUGCUAUACGUUGUCAGAGCUAAAAGCAGAGCCAAGGCGAUGGUGAUGGAUGAGUGCUUUGCUUCACUAUUCCACUUGCCUGCUGUAGCCAUAAUGUCCCCCAUUUCCAUGAUUUUAUAGGAUAGUUUGACUUAAUGUCCCUCAAGGGACAGUGCUGUAAGGAUUUGCUGAUUGAUUAUAAAUGUAAAUUGUGCUUAAAAUGUAUUGGAUUCAACUUAUUUUAUAAAUACAUUGUAGAUAAGAACUCUGUACUGGCUUUCUUCAGGACACCCGAAUUUCCUGCGCUCUGCCAAAUCUCGAGGAGUGAGUUAGAAAUGAGAUGGAAAGGAAAAAGUCAGCUCUGCGGAACAAAGUUUUCCAGUCCUCCAGUUGUAUCGCAUAUAUGCAUUCUCUCCUAAUUCAAACAGGAUGUGAAACGAGGUCCCAGUUCACGUUUUGUCUGUCUCCUAACAUCUGCAUGUGCUUUUCUGCACAUAAGCAGUGCUGGCUUGCAGUCUGCAAAUGAGACUGCUGCUUGGUUUUGCCACUCCAGAGUGCCUGUUUCAAAUUCAGGGAUUCACACGUAAUAAUUCCAGCAAGUACUCCUAGCUUAUUCCUUCAGGAGAGCCUGGCUUUGUGGCUGUGGUGCCUGUGGACCAGGUAGCUCAGGGAUUGGGAGCUGCAGGAGAGUUUAAAUGUUUUGAUUUCUGCCUGUUGGGUCCCCAGAAGCCAUCCCGUGCCUCAGAGUUCCCUCAUCCUCGCACACUGAGCUGUGUCCUGAGUCCCUCCUGGCUUAGUAGUGCGCUCUGACCAUUCCUACAACUGUGAUCUCACAGCUCUUGUUAAAGAAUUGUUUGCUGAAGCACAUAUGCUUUUUCUCCAGCCCUGCUCUUCUUUGCUAAGUGUGUUCAUAAUCAGAGUUUGGAAAAUUAGCCUGGCUCAGCAGUUUGUGGAUCCCCAAACCGAUCCCCUCUGUGUGGCAUUGUGGAGCAUCCAGCUAUUUGGUUUGACCUCAGAACUCUUAUUUAAGGCAGAGGAUGAGAUAUUUUGCAAAACCCUUUCCAGAUUUGUAUGCAGUCGCCUCUGUUUUGUGCCCUUCACCAGGGGUAUCGUUGCUUCAGAGCAGAAGAUGAGUUGCUAACGAGUGGCAGAGACACAAUCACAGAAAAAUGAGCUAUCACCUCGUGCUGUGACGUUCCAUAUGAAGGCCAAAAAAAGCUGAUGCAUCCAGUAUGUAGGCUUUGUUAUUGCUUCAGAUCAGGCAGUGAGCUUGGACAUCAUUGUUUCAUGCUCUUCCAACCUCUGAACAUGUCAUUUACAAGCUCUGCUGCCGGCGGUUAGCCCGUUGUCCUCAUGCUUGGUUUUCUGCACGCACUGACCUGCUGCUCACCUGGACAGGAGGCGGGAGGUGUCUGCUGGGUUGUGAUUGUCCACAGAGCGUGUGAUUUACUUUGCAAAGAAAAAAAAAAGUGCCUUGAAGACAGCAGUUAUGUGCUUUCACACAGGGAACGCAGGCACAAAGGGGAGAAGUGAAUGCUGCUAACACGAAACAGGAUGGAACGAGGAAUUAUGCUUGGAUGUCAGCUGUUUGUAUUCUCUUGCUUUAAGCUAUAUGUAAGAUGAUGAUGACAGGGUUUACUUUUAACAUGGCCAUGUUUUUUGCUUCUUUGUGAUGUAAACAAUCUAUUUUUAAAUCUUUGUAGCAUGAAGUCGUUUUGAAAGAAGGAAGCGCUGCACUGGCUGUCUCUGAUGGGACUCCUGCAGUAAUGCACUGUGACCUUCUGCAUGCUCCAGGAGAUUGAAUUUCACCCAGAAUUUCAUCACUGGGUUCAAUAACCUUAAGCAGUGUGGCUCUCUUUUCAAGUUAUCAGUCUCUUUCCCAGCAGCUUAUCCAACUGCUUAUCACCUUCAGAACAGCUUUGCCUUCCAUUUUUUUAAUGUAUUUUCCCUUGUCUUCUGUUACUCAGGCCAAGCUCCUUGUCCCCGUGGCUCCACCCUCUGCGAUGUGCACAGGCAGUGUUCAAGUUACCUCUUGAUCUUUCUUCGCCUUAAGUAGGUUCAGAUGCCUCUAGUUUUCCAGGCUGGGUCCUUGCAGUUCCUGUCCUGAAUCCUCUCCAAGAACUCACUCCUCGCUGGAGAACCUCACAGGCCCCAGUAGCUAAAUCACAAAGGCUGAGGUUGGACUCGCCUGGCAUGGACCUUUCUUUGGAGACCACAGCCUCAGGAUGGGCGUUUGCAUGCUUCUAGGAUCGUGUGUAAAGCUCCCAGCUUUCAGAACUAUGUGAGUAGUUACCCAUGGGGUGCCACCCAUGUUGAUGCUUUCUGCCUCCCAUCUGGAGCUUAUUCUGGAGCAGAGCAUUUUCCUUACCACCUGCAGGAGGGUUUGUGCUGCUCUUAGUUUGUGGCCCUGCUCUGCCCGCUCAUUUGAGACCUAGAACGAACAGGGAUAGGCCUGUGGUCUCUUUUGGCUUGCCAAAUAGCUGGUAUCUAACCUGUCAAGUAGUUCUCAGAUUUUUUUGGUUCAGACUGCUGUACUUAGGGCUGUCUUUGGAGGUCAGACUUCAUGGGUGACAUGGAGAUGCUUGUCCCAUUCACAGUGUUUGUGUGAAAACUGAAGUUUGAUUUUUAGGAAUGAGUGUGUUUCUAAAGGCGGGACAAUCUACUGAAGCAUAACUUUCAUUGCUUUGGGGUAAGUAGUGUUGGAUUUUAAACAGUAGUUUUGGGUAGUGUAGGAAAGAGCACCUUUACUGACCAAAAUGGUAUGUGGGACUAUUAUUGGGUGUCAUAGCCCUUAAGAGCUCUGCUUUUAGGUCUUAAUGGGAAGAAAGGAAGUCCUUAGUACUGGUUGAAUAGCAGGGAAAUUCUGUCAGGUCCCAGAUGUGCUUUGGAAGUGGAAUUCAUCCUCUGUCAGGCUGCAGCAAAGCUCCCAUCUGGUCCCUGGUGUAAACCUGGGGAAAAGCAAUCUCCUAGCCCACAGCUUGUCGUCUUUCUGUCGGUCUCUGGCAAAGUCCUGCAGUGUCCCAGGCUAAUGUGCUCUGUGAAAUCCUGCUGAUGCAAUAGGGCUUUUGUCUUGGAGCUUGUAGGAUCUCUGCACCCAAACUCUGCUGUCUUAGUAAGCAAAAGUGGACAGCUCGAUGUCUGCUGCAGUGGUUCAGGGAGCUAACAGGAAGCACGUAUCCUUAGUGUAGGGGUGUAGAAAUACCUUUAUAGUCAUCUAGGCUGACCUCUGCUGUUGGUUUUGGUGGCUCUAUGAAUAAUUCCUAUUCAGGCUUAGUUUGUUUAGAUGUAUUGUGCUUUAGAAACUGGCAGUGUUGAAAAAUCUCUGCAUUUUUUUUGUUAGUUUCUAGCUCUUACUAGCUAACCUUCCUUAAAAACAUGUGACUUAUGGUACUGACUGAGCAUCCCUUAUCUGUGUCUUACAGUGUGACUUUGCUUCUUCAGGUCAUCGUCCAAAGAGAUCUCAAUUUGGUGACUGACUUCUCUAUUCCCCUGAUCACCUUUCUUCCCUUGGGACAUUUACAUCACUUUCAUUGUUUCAUUCUGGAGUCCUUUGGGCUGGAGCCAAAACUUUGAGGAAAGUUUUGGCAUGGGGGCACAUCAGGAUACAAUUGGGGCUUCAUUCUUUGGUGUAAAAAAUAAAUCAUUUUGACUGCCGGCAUUUCUCUGAGUGCUGUGAUCUGGCAGAUGUGUGGCCACCUGUGGAGCUGGAGCUCCUUCAGACAGGUGUGCAGCAGGUACUGCAGGGCACGACUGCAAAGUGUUAAGGAUGGGUUUGUGUGAGGCUGCACUGUUCUGUAGAGCAGUGUUAUGACUUGGUUUCUCGAGCACAAAGUCAUCAGCUGCCUUUCUGCAGUGUGGUAUGGCUCUCUUUAGAGUUCAAGCUGUGCUUUCUUCUCUUUUUAUUCUAGGAACUGAUGCUUCAGUUCAGAAGUACAGAAAUAGGGCUUCUUGUGGUGUUAUUCUUAUUUAGGCCUGAUAUUUUCCUGCCUCUCACACAUCUUUUAACCUAAAAGUUCAUGAGCUGGUGUGUAGAGCAGAGGAAUGAACCGCCUGUAGUCAGUUCUGUUUCCUUGUGCUCCAGCCAGCCACCGUGGGAAUGCAGGUUGCAAGAGCUUUCAUGGCACCAGUCAUCCCUACGUGCUGUACAACCACCCUGAGCUUCACAAGCCAUUUCUUUUGUCUGUGAUGAAACUAUGGUUUCAUCUUUUGUUGCUUGUGAGUAUCCUGGCAUGACGAGGCAGGUAGCCUUUUGAUACUGCCUUCCUCACUUCAGCAUAUAAACCUGAGGACUCCUCUCUUCCAUUAAGUGCAUCUUCAGAGUUGAAUGGUGCUUAGUGCUGCCCUGUGUUGCUGGGACCUGGUCUAGGCCAGCAGCUGUCAUUUGACAGGAUAUCAUGGAAAGGUAAAUGUGACUCUAGGUAUGGACAGGCAUGUAGAUCACAGAACUGCUGGAUGGAGUCUGUGGCAUCUGGCUGAAUAAGAACACACACAAUCACAGAAUCAUUAAGGUUGGAAAAGACCUCUAAGAUCCCCAAGUCCAACCCCAGCCCACCUCCACCAUGGCCAUUGACCAUGUCCCUCAGUGCCACAUCCCCAUGGUUCUGGAACACCCCCAGGGAUGGUGACUGCACCACUUUCCUGGGCAGCCUGUGCCUGUGCAUCACCGCUCUUUUGGGGAAUAAAUUUUUCCUAAUAUCCAACCUGUGGCACACCUGACCAUUUCAAAUAGUCUUGAUGCUCCCAGAGGUGUUCUUGUUGAAGUUUUGCCAACUAAACUUAUCUGUACCCCAGCCAUAGGGAAUGAAUUUAUCUGCAGUGAGUAGUGGCGCUUUUCAUGGAUGGGUUCUUGAUUCUGGGAUUCCAUAACUGGUUGUUUUCUACCUCAAAUGCAGCAGAGGUAUUGGAAACUUAAAAAUUUGCUGGUGUUUGUCCGAGGAGGGUCUGCCUGUUUAUCCUGAGACAUAGCAAAGACAGAAUCAGGAGAGGCUGGUGCCGCGCCUCAGGCUGCUGACCAGCUGAGAUACCUGAUUGCUCUCCCAAAGCGGCUGCCAGAAAGUGGUGCUUAGUGCUGUCUGUGUGCUCAUUGGGCUUUUGUAGUGUGUUGGUUUUUUGGUUUUGAAACAGCAGAGUAAAACUGACCUGCUUCUUAGCAGCUUUGCUGCUGCUCCCAGGGCUCUGAAUAUCACGAGGAAGCGGGUUAGAAAUGUCUUCCUCUCCUGCUGAUGCUGUUAAACAAGGUGUGUGAGGAACAUUAAAUAUGUUGGAGCGUUCUGGAGAUGUAAGGCUCCUUUUGGAGGAAAACCAAACGUUUCAUGCAAUGAUGUGUACUUGCUUGUUGCUUAAGAGCUGUAAUCCUCCUCCAGAAAACAAGAUGACCAAACUAACUAUCCCCAAAUUAAUGCCUCUUUUUGAGCUCUAGCGGUGGCUUUGAUUCCCAUUCAGUCUAGCACAUGAACAAUCUAAUGAAUGUAAGGGGAGAAAAUGCGUUCUACAAAUCUAUCAGUCUGCGAAUUGCUGAGAUAUGCAAGGUAAACUUGGAGCAUGAUGUUGUCUUUUAAAAGAUAAGAGUGGUGGUUGAGUUAAAAGCACAUUGGGGAUGCUCAUAAUAGGCCCUUUCCCCCCCAGAUAUCUGUCUUGAUCUGGAUUAGGGGGAAAUUGUACGAGUCUGUGAUUUUUUUUCUGCAGCUUUGCCUUGUUGUCAGGCAGUGGGUGUUACGUGUAGCUGCCAGCUUGGCCAUUAGUACAGGAUGGUAGAGAUCACCAAAACCAGAUCGGGUUUUUGCAUUUGUCUUUUUUGGAGGUUUCAACCUCACCACUGGAAGAUGUCAUGGCGGAUUAUUAGCCAGAGCCAUCUGAGUUAUGUUUCUUACUUAAUGAUUGAUAUCUAAGUCUGGGAAUUUGGAGCAUUAUUGAUUUGACCUCUUUUAAAUUUCAGCAGCUUCACAAGAGACAGAGUGAGUUAGUAAGGAAUGCAAAAUAUGUAAGUAAUAUAUAUUUUAUUAGCUGAAUAGCUUAGGCAUACAUUUUGUACCUUGUGUCUUCUUACCAGAGUAAGGAAGGUUGGACUGUCUGUGCUUUUGGGGACUUCUUUCUUUCUUCCUUUCCGUCUCCUCCCUGCUUCACCUUCUUCAAGCUGUGGGCACAACACCGGCUCUGCUUUCCCCUUCUUGUAGUAGGUGUGCAUUUUCUUGGCUGACUGGUAUCUCUGACUGGGGAUCUAUUGUUUAUUUUCUCUAUGUUAUAUGGCAGAUCUGGGGAUUUUGAAGUGGGGAGGAGAACAAAUUGCUCAAGUUAAAUUGAUGAACCCGUAGCUGCUGCACAACUUUGUUCUGUGUUGUAGAUGUUAAAGCUAAAACCUGCAUCAGGAGCGUCAGGUACAUAUGAUGCUUCCUGCCAGGUGUAGAUUAACUUGUCAGCCUUGCAUUUAGCUCAUGAGUGUGUGGCAAGUACUGAUCAGCAGAAGUAAAAUUCUAAACUCUGCCUGGCAGUCAUGUAACUGUCUGCUAUCUGUGCUCUGCUGAAGCGUCACCUCUGGGUGAUUAACACACAACUUUCUGUCUUAGACCCUUCGCAGAUGUUACAGCCGUGUGAAGGAGCAUGGCGUUGGGAAGAGGAAAAGCAGCUACACAUUUGAACAGCUGGAGCAGGUGUUUGGCCAGGGAGGAUGGGAUUCCCAGCCCUGCCAGCCUGUCCUCAUCAACAGCAGCGGCUUGUACCAGGAGCUGGAGUCAGAUGGCAGCACAAUGGAGGAGUACUCACAGGAGGACUGGGGAAACCACAGUCAGGAUCUUCAUUGCUACCAGACUGGUGAACAGGAAUUAGAUGAAAUGCCUACCACAAAAAGAACAUUAAAGAUAAAACAGGAAUCUUCAGAAGACACUCAGAAGCGCGACGUCAUGCAGAACAUCAUGCAGAUCUUGGAGUCUGUCCAGUUGAAGUGGGAGCUGUUCCAGAGCUGGACUGACUUCUCCAGGCUACAUCUCUCCAACAAACUGGCCAUUUUUGGCAUCGGCUACAACACGCGCUGGAAGGAGGACAUUCGCUACCACUACGCGGAGAUCAGCUCGCAGGUGCCCCUGGGCAAGCGGCUCCGGGAGUAUUUCAACUCGGAGAAGCCGGAGGGCAGGGUCAUCAUGACCAGAGUGCAGAAAAUGAACUGGAAAAACGUUUACUACAAAUUCCUGGAGAUCACCAUCAGCGAAGCGAGGUGCCUGGAGCUGCACAUGGAGAUUGACUGGAUACCCAUCGCCCACUCCAAGCCAACGGGAGGAAACGUCGUUCAGUAUUUAUUGCCGGGGGGCAUCCCCAAGAGCCCGGGUCUGUACGCCAUCGGGUACGAGGAGUGCCACGAGAAGCCCCACUCGCCUCUGGCGGAGCCCCGGGGCCCCGAUCCCAGCAAUGAGACUCCGGGGGAGCUGGAGGUGCCGUCGCCGCAAGCCUCGCUUCGGGUGGAGAUGGAGUCUGCCCGCAUCAUCUACUGCUACCUCGGCAUCGCCGAGGUCAGGACUCUCCAGCAGUGCCUGUUUCUACAUUUUCAGGCAAACACCAAAACCUUCAGCAAAGAGUGGGUUGGGAUCAACGCGUUUUUAUCUCAGAACUGCGUCGUAGAGCCCGGGGUGUCCCCCAAAUCCAUCUACAUCAAAUUUGUGGAAGUGGAGAGGGAUUUUCUUUCCGCUGGCUCUUUGGUAGAGUGCCUGGAAAAAGCCAUUGGAUACCCCUUAAAAUUCAACAACUGAACCUCGUCCUUCAUAAGGAUUAGGGCUUCUGCCCGUUUCCCAUCUCACCGUCGGACGCUUGCGGAUCCUGCCUGCGCGCAGCCGGGCGGGCCAAGGCUUUGCACACGGAGCGCGUUGGAGGGAGGGGGCUGGGGGCGGGGGGCUCGUCCCGGCGCUGAGCCCUGCCCGGGCUCCUGCGGGUACAUUCCACGGGGACGGAGCGCACGCUGGGCGGCUCGCACGGAAAGCUGAUUUUCCACGGUGUCUCAUUUUUACACAUCCGUCUCUCUAAGUGUUACUACAGAUCUGAAUAAAUAAGCAAUAGAUAAUGGCGACUUAAAUCUUGAAUCACGUCAAAUGAGACUGUUUUUCAAAGCCACCCUUAGAUACUAUUGUAUAUAAUUUAGAAAUUCACUUUUUUCACCCAUCCAGUGUUCUCCUAUCUCCAAACAGUGUUGCCUGCAAAGACUUUUGUUUCUGUGAUGUAUUCCACUUUCCUAGUAGUGUUGCCAUAUCCGCUUUUAUUUUAUUUUAUUUUAUUUUUUAACAUUAAAAUAAUUCCUGGGCUUUUGUUAUU
This is a messenger RNA of Numida meleagris (helmeted guineafowl), 10594 nucleotides long. It is a transcript of the gene MSANTD2, whose product is annotated as Myb/SANT DNA binding domain containing 2. The record is from RefSeq and is a predicted model, not a curated record. The transcript is spliced from 4 exons. The coding region runs from base 9046 to 10038 and encodes 330 amino acids. Lineage: Eukaryota; Metazoa; Chordata; Aves; Galliformes; Numididae.